This is a messenger RNA of Octopus bimaculoides (California two-spot octopus), 3679 nucleotides long. Its product is annotated as omega-amidase NIT2. Gene Ontology annotation, cellular component: mitochondrion. NCBI's taxonomy places the organism in Eukaryota, Metazoa, Mollusca, Cephalopoda, Octopoda, Octopodidae. Gene Ontology annotation, molecular function: omega-amidase activity. Gene Ontology annotation, biological process: oxaloacetate metabolic process; L-glutamine metabolic process. The record is from RefSeq and is a predicted model, not a curated record.
UUCCUAAAUGUUCGUUUUUUGUCUUCAUAAUCUCUCUGCAAUACUGCUAUUUUAUUAUUCGUUCCGGUUUGUUUUGGUUUUUAUAUCAGCAAUUCCUGCCGAGUCGGCUUUUAAUUUUUCCCCGCAAGAAACAUGUCCAAACUACGACUUGCUCUCAUUCAACUGGCUGUUACUGCUUCGAAAGAAGACAACCUACGCAAUGCCUCCAUCAAAAUUGCCGAAGCAGCUAAAAGAGCUGACAUUGUUGCGCUGCCCGAAUGCUUCAAUUCUCCAUAUGGCACUGGUUACUUCAAAGAAUAUUCUGAGGAAAUCCCUGGAGCUUCAACUGAAGUCUUAAGUAAAGCUGCAAAACAAAAUAAAGUUUACGUAAUUGGAGGUUCCCUUCCAGAAGCCAAGAAUGGAAAACUGUUUAAUACCUGCCCUGUUUUUAACCCAGACGGAGAGAUGAUUGCUCAGCAUCAGAAGGUACAUUUAUUUGAUAUUAAUAUUCCUGGGAAAAUAUCCUUCCAAGAGUCCAAAAUUUUGAACGCUGGCAAUAAAUUGACUACAUUUAAUACAUCAUUUUGUAAGAUUGGUAUUGGUAUAUGCUAUGAUAUCAGAUUUGCAGAAAUGGCACAGUUGUAUGCUAAGCAGGGUUGCAAGCUUCUUGUGUACCCAGGGGCUUUCAACAUGACCACCGGCCCGGCCCACUGGGAGUUGUUGCAGCGAAGUCGUGCUUUGGAUAACCAGUUGUACGUUGCCACGGUCUCACCAGCCCGUUCUGAAACAGCAUCGUACACUGCAUGGGGCCACAGUACCAUUGCUAGCCCUUGGGGUAAAGUGAUAUCAACCACUGAGCAUGAAGAAGACAUUGUAUAUGCUGAACUUGAUAUGGACUACGUUGACGAAGUGCGUGACCAAAUACCACUUACGAAUCAGAAAAGGAAAGAUCUUUACAAUGUCUCUGACCUUACAGAAUAAUUUUGCUAAUUGGAAGAACAAACAGUGCUGUGUGAUAUUAACUAUUUUUUUAUCUUUUAGUCAAAUUAUAGUUGUCAUUAUUAUUAUUAUUAUUAAUAAGGUGGUGAGCUAGCAGAAUCGUUAGCAUGCUGGGUUCAAAUUCCACCAAGGUCGACUUUACCUUUCAGGGUCGAUAAAUUAAGUACCAGUUGCGUACUUGGGUCAAUCUAAUCGACUGGGCACCCUCCCCCAAAAUUUCAGGCCUUGUGCCUAGAUUAGAAACGAUUAUUAUGAUUAAGGUGGUGAACUGGCAGAAUCAGUAGCACGCUGGGCGAAAUGCUUAGCGGUAUUUGUCCAUUUUUAUUUCUGAGUUCAAAUUCCGCCAAGGUCAACUUUGCCUUUCAUCCUUUCGGGGUCGAUAAAUUAAGUACUAGUUGUGUACUGGGGUCAAUGUAACUGACUAGCUACUUCUCCCAAAAUUUCAGGCCUUGUGCCUAUAAUAGAAAGAUUUAUUAUUAUUAUUAUUAUUAUUAUUAUUAUCAUUAAAAAGACGGCAGAAUCGUUAGCACAUUGGGGAAAAUGCUUAGCGGCAUUUUGUCUAUUUUUACGUUCGGAGUUCAAACUCCGCUGAAGUCAACUUUGCCUUUCAUUCUUCCAGGGCCAACAAAGUCCCACUCAAGUACUGGGGUCAGUGUAAACGAUUUACUCCUUCUUCUGAAAUUGCUGGCCUUGUGCCAAAAUUUGAAACCAUUAUUAUUAUGUUAUAAUUAAUAAUCAUUAUGAAUGAUAGUAGAUUAGCAGAAUUAUUAGAGCCUCGGGUUGGGGUGGGUAAUAUUUUGCAGUAUUUGUUCCGAUUCUUUACACUUUGAGUUCAAAUCCUACUGGCAUCAAUUUAGCCUCUGAUCCCUCCAGGGUCAAUAAAAUAAAAUACCUUUUGUAUAGAGUGGGGAUGUGAGUUGGGUGGGCAAUGAUAUCAACUAAAUCCUUCCCCUGAAAAACACUGACCUUGUGUUUAAAUUAGAAACAAUUAUUACAAUAUAAUUAAUUUAUUAUUAUUAUUUAUUAUUAUCAUGAAUAACUGAGUUUGAAAUGCUGCUUGAAGUCGUGUUUGCUUUUCAUACUUAUGUGGUUGAUAAAAUACCAGUCACGUACUGGGACUGAUGUUAUCAUCAACAAAUCUCUCACACACCCCACCAAGAAAAAAAUAAAAGUUGCUGUCCUUGACCUAAAUUAACCCAUUCGUGCCAAACUUUUUUUCUAGUGAAUGAAAUUGCCUGCAAAUUCAGAUACUUAUUAUUUUGACCUAAAUAACAACUGGAACAAAUUUCUUUGAAAUCCGCUUGAUACAGACUGCAUACACAAAUUAUAGUGGAGGCGCAAUGGCCCAGUGGUUAGGACAGCGGACUUGCGGUCAUAGGAUCGUGGUUUCGCCUCCUAGACCAGACGUUGUGAGUGUUUAUUGAGCGAAAACACCUAAAAGCUCCACGAGGCUCCGGCAGGGGGCGGUGGCGAACCCUGCUGUACUCUUUCUCUCACUCUUUCUUCCUGUUUCUGUUGUACCCAUAUUUCAAAGGGCCAGCCUUGUCACACUCUGUGUCACGCUGAAUCUCCCCGAGAACUACGUUAAGGGUACACGUGUCUGUGGAGUGCUCAGCCAUUUGCACGUUAAUUUCAUGAGCAGGCUGUUCCGUUGAUCGGAUCAACUGGAACCCUCGACGUCGUAAGCGACGGAGUGCCAACAACAAACGCAAAUUACAAUUUGUAUCAAGUAUUUGUUUUAUACCCAUAUAAAUUAAGGGUCAGUUGAAACAAAUGGUCGGCAUGAAUGAGUUAAAAAGCAAUUAUUUGAGGGCAGCGAAAUUAAGCAAAAGUGACCAUCUAACAAAAUAUCUUUACAUUCUGAGUUCAAAUUCUGACAAGGUCAAAUUUGCCUUUCAUCCCUCUGGGGUCCAUUGACCCUUUUGUUACCAUAUUUUGGUUGAAAUACACUGCCUUUGCCUCAAUUGAUUUCUAAACUAUUGAAGAAUUUACUCAAAUAAUUGUCCUCGUUAACCCUGGAGCAUUCAAAUUAUUGUCAAAUGCAAUGCUUAGUUACUCACAUUGUUUUGAAUUAAUUAUCUUGUACUUUCGAGAUUUCAAUGAUGUGAUUGUAUAUUUUUAGAAUGGUAUUGUAGGGUAGGUGUGAGAGGCUGGAUACGGCCAGUUUGAACAUAAAAGCAAUAGAAUAUUUGGGCCACAUGUGUCCAGUUUAACCCUUCAACAUUCAAAUUUGUCAAAUGUAAUGUUUAUUCAUCUGAAUUAAUCAUUGCAUUGUCUCAUCAAUAAUGUGAUUGUUUAUUUUUUAAAAUGAGUUGGUGUUAGAGCGCAGAGCUGGCUGAUUCAAAGAUAAAACAGAAUAUUUUGGCCAUUGUAAGUGCUAAAGGGUCAAGCUGGUGUGUGGAAUAUUAACAUAUAAGUUUGAUCGUUUUCAUUUAGAUCUCUUUUAAAACAGUUUCUAUCAUGGAACCAGUCUCAGACAUGUUCGUAACAAAAGGCUUAAAUGAAGUGCCAGUCAAGUACUAAGGCCAAUAGAAUAUACUAAACCCCUUCCCCUCAAAAUUGCUGGCCUUAAUCAGAAACCAUUAUUUUUUUUUGUUAUCUUUGUACAUUUUACUUUUUUUAUUCUGUGGGUUUUCUAUUUUAUUGGAUAAUAUUUUUUAAUUCUAAGAAAAUAUAAAGUAAUAUUUGCAACAAACUUGAA